AACCUUAACCCCGCCCGGCGGGCCCAGGCGCGGGCGGGACCUCGGCCCUAAGUAGACCCUCGGGGCGGUCACCGCGAUGAGCCCGGAAAGAGCUGCCCACAGCAGGUCCCCCGAGGUCGCGCCGCCGACGUUCACGCUCGUCGCCCCCGCGCUCUUCCUCGGCAACGCGCGCGCCGCGGGCGCCACGGAACUGCUGCAGCGCUCGGGUAUCACGUUAUGUGUCAACGUCUCCCGCCUGCAGCCCGGCCCCAGCGCGCCCGGAGUGGCCGAGCUGCGGGUGCCCGUUUUCGACGACCCGCACGAGGACCUGCUGGUGCAUCUGGAGCCCACCUGUGCCGCCAUGGAGGCCGCGGUGCGCGCCGGUGGCGCCUGCCUGGUCUACUGCAAGAACGGUCGCAGCCGCUCAGCCGCUGUCUGCACUGCCUACCUCAUGCGAUACCGCGGCCUCUCCCUGGAACGGGCCUUUCAGACUGUCAAGAUCGCCCGCCCGGUAGCCGAACCCAAUCCGGGUUUCUGGUGUCAGCUCGAGAAGUACGAGCAGAUCAUCCAGGCCCAGGCCCGCCAGGCCCGGGAGCCCGCUGACCCCGGAAGCGCGCGACAUGGACCCCAGCCAGCCGCGCGGUAGCCUUCAGAAGCCGGGCGGGAAGGGCGUUUGCUAACGAGAGGCGGGACGUGCCCUGGUCACCGCCGCGGCUGGGCUCCACUUCCCCCAAGCCGCGUCUUCCCGAAGUGCAGUUUAAAGGAGGGGACUGGGAAUCCGCUGCCAAGACCGACCAUCUCUUCCUCUCAUCCUUGGUCAGCUUCGUUUGUUCGUAGGUUUUGGUCAAAUCUAAACCAGAGGUGGGGACGGGGACCGGAUCCCAGCUGCCAGAACUCCUCCUGCCCUUUCCCAGCGCUGAGCGCGGGACCCACAGCUGAGGGCAUGCGCUGCUCAGGCCUGCUGGAGCCUCAGUGCUUAGGGAGGCAGGACUUGCUGGAGCCUCAGUGCUUAGGGAGGCAGGACUUGCUGG
Messenger RNA from Marmota flaviventris (yellow-bellied marmot), 1010 nucleotides. RefSeq names its product dual specificity phosphatase 28 (gene Dusp28). Gene Ontology annotation, cellular component: cytoplasm. Gene Ontology annotation, biological process: protein dephosphorylation. NCBI's taxonomy places the organism in Eukaryota, Metazoa, Chordata, Mammalia, Rodentia, Sciuridae. The record is from RefSeq and is a predicted model, not a curated record.